Molecule: messenger RNA, 1516 nt
Organism: Rubroshorea leprosula
Lineage: Eukaryota; Viridiplantae; Streptophyta; Magnoliopsida; Malvales; Dipterocarpaceae
Source: the annotation of a GenBank genome assembly
CAUGUUCCUUUGACUGUUUUUUUCCCCAUUUUAUGAGUUUCGAGCUCAGACCUGAACUGAAAGUUGAAAGCAAAUGAUGGUUUCCGAUGGUGGCUCUUUCUCUUCCUCUAAUCGCUCCCCUGCUCCCAAGUUCAACUCCUUCACCACUCGGGCUAAUUUGGUGGGGAUUUGAGUUUCAGGAAGCAGAUUGAUUAAUCGGCGGAUCAGUUAAUUUAGUGUAUAGUAAUUGAUAGGAAGAGAUGGCUUCAAUGGGUCAGUUACGGUGCUCAACGGUGGCCAGGCAAUUGCCUACCGCUACCGGUGAGAGCCGCCGAAUGGAGUCACAACCUUUGGUUACUGUCUCAUUCCCUCCGAACCAAUCUCUCCGCUUUCCCCAGAUGAGAAUUUUCAAUCCUCUCUCGCCUGCCAAACUCGAGAUUGCAUACGCUGGAGGAGAUGGGAGCAAUGGGGUGGGUCACAGUGGUGGCAGUGGUGGUGGAGGGGACGGAGGAUGGGGGGCAGAAGGGAAUUUCAAUUCUGAUUCCGGUAAUAAGUUGGAGGGUUUUGGGAUUUUGGGUCUUUUGCUAAGUGGGUGGAGGGACAGGGUUGCUGCGGACCCGCAGUUCCCUUUCAAGGUUCUAAUGGAAGAAUUGGUCGGCGUCAGCGCUUGCGUCCUCGGCGACAUGGCUACCCGACCGAACUUUGGCCUGAACGAGCUCGACUUCGUUUUCUCUACUCUCGUUGUCGGCUGCAUCUUGAAUUUCAUUCUCAUGUACCUCCUUGCCCCCACAGCCUCUGCAACUUCUUCCAGUCUCCCAGCAAUCUUCGCAAACUGUCCCAAGAGCCAUAUGUUUGAACCAGGUGCCUAUUCCCUGGCUAACCGUCUUGGGACUUUUGUCUACAAAGGAACUGUGUUUGCAGCAGUCGGGUUCGCUGCUGGGCUCGUCGGAACUGUGAUCUCCAAUGGGCUGAUCAAGAUUAGGAAGAAAAUGGACCCUGAUUUUGAAACCCCCAAUAAGCCUCCUCCAACGGUAUUGAACGCCCUCACCUGGGCCCUCCACAUGGGCAUCAGCAGCAAUUUAAGAUACCAAACCUUGAACGGAAUCGAAUUCUUAUUGGCCAAAGUGGCGCCUCCAUUGGUGUUCAAGACAUCCGUGGUGGUCCUGAGAUGCAUGAACAAUGUCCUUGGGGGCAUGUCGUUUGUGAUAUUGGCGAGGUUGACAGGAUCGCAGAGUGUGGAGGAAGUGAAGCCGGCAGUGGUGAAGGUUGGGUUUGUUGAAGAGAGGGAGAAGUUGGUGACCGAAAGUGGUGAGAAAAUCAAAGAGCAAUGAGUAGAAGUGGGAAGUGAUUUUGUUUCAUUUUUCUUGUUCUGUUUGUUCCAGAAAUGUUGUUUUUCAUUUUUGUUCAUAACUUCUGUUUAGUCUGUAUAUUUAAAAUGAAAAUAGUCUUAAUAAGGUCAGGAUGGACUGGUUAACUGAUUUCGGGUUGUGGGCAUGUGUAAGUAAGGAUCUUUAAAGAAUAAAAAAGUAUUGUCUCU